Botrytis deweyae is the source of this 931-nucleotide messenger RNA. RefSeq lists its product as uncharacterized. The record is from RefSeq and is a predicted model, not a curated record. The transcript is spliced from 3 exons. NCBI's taxonomy places the organism in Eukaryota, Fungi, Ascomycota, Leotiomycetes, Helotiales, Sclerotiniaceae. The coding region runs from base 145 to 594 and encodes 149 amino acids.
AUUCAGUUGCUGGCGAUGUUCAUUUCAAUCGGUAUGCUUUGCAAUAUAAGUCGAAGGUCUCCUCCCAGUUCAGAUGAAGUUUCUCCUCCUCUUCAAACUUAAGUAAAAUAAAUCCUGUACCAAAUUUUAUCAAAGCAUUCCAAGAUGUAUGGAGCACGCACAUCUAGUCGACACUUCAGACCAAAUCCUCGAUAUCCAAGAGACACACGCGCUCGACUUCGUAGGCCUCAAUGGCAUGGUAAGGGAUAUCGUGAAGGUGGAGAUAAAUUGUUCUUUCAAUUACAUCGAUCCUGUUCUUAUGGUCGUGGAUUCAGUCGCUACUUUGAGUCGUAUGAGACAGCAAACAUGCAUGAUCUCCUCGGUGGUCUUGAGAAUGAAGUAUCAAGGGAUUACAAAUUGCCGGAGAAUUUACACUUCGAGUUUUUUCUUCGCAGAACACAGAUCAUAGGUGAAGAUGCAUUGGUCGGAAGCGUGUUUGAUGGGGGAGAAACAGUGUAUGCUAAGGCGUUUGACGACGAAGGCAUUCAAUUCGUCUUCUUUAGUGGACCUUUUGGCGACGUAUGGCAAGCGAAGGAAAGAAGGGGUAGACGAUGAGAGUCAAUGUCGAGCUGGUGAGCUGAAUGGAGUCGACCGUAACGAGAUGGUGUUAGGGUGAGUCAGAGUCGAAAUCCUAAAAAUUUCAACUCGCAGUUUGUAAUUUGUAAGUCGAGCAAGCUUUGAGUUUGUGUUCAUUCAUCCCAGCUGAGUUUGAACAUCAUGAAACCGACCAAAAUUCUUGGUUAACAAAAACAUACGGAUCUCAUGACAUACCCCUCUUUCCCCCACCUCUUUUCGCUUCCUGAAUAGACUACUGAUUUGAUCGAUCCUUUAAAUUCAAUUGAAACACUCGCGUGGAUUACGAAGUUGUAAAUAUUCUUGCCAGAAAAUCAAG